Messenger RNA from Glycine soja, 528 nucleotides. RefSeq lists its product as uncharacterized. The transcript has 2 exons. Bases 1 to 528 code for a protein of 175 amino acids. The record is from RefSeq and is a predicted model, not a curated record. Lineage: Eukaryota; Viridiplantae; Streptophyta; Magnoliopsida; Fabales; Fabaceae.
AUGGUUAAGACCAGAGGAUUAGGUCGUGCCUUAGGUCAGGUUACUAGCAGAGGUGUCGGCAGAGGAGAUCGUGAUGAUUCCGAUGAUGCUCCGCAGUGUCGACGGCCUACUGCAUCCGCACGGAGGCAGCGAGUCGCUGUGACUGCGGAUCACGUCGAUGAGCUAGUCAUCCCUGCGCCAGAUGUUCAGGAUGACUCGAUGGAGGCACCAGCUUCUGUAGAGGACAUUCCUGCGGACUUUCCUGCGGACACAGGCGCAGAGCCUGCUGAGGACGCGCAUGAGGAAUUUUCGGGUGGUCCGAGCGACCCAUCCGUGUUGACCCUGUAUGCGAAUCACGUUGCUUGCAGCGUAUGGACGGGAGAGGAGUGUCCUGAAUUGAAGCUAUCCUCUCAUGGGAGGAAGGUCCACAGUUUAGGUAGGUCUGUCUCUGUCAUUGAGGGACUUGUUGCUGGUACAGGACUAAGUCCUCUAAUCGCGUGUUCGGUAGACACCGGCGAUCAGGGACUUUUUUCCGCGUUUGUGGAGUAG